AUGGGUUCUACUGCUCUUUCCGAUAUCGAGACUCGUCUCUUUAUCAACAACGAGUUUGUCCCUGCCAAAUCUGGCAAGACAUUCCAACUCAUCAACCCUGCCACCGAGGAGCCAUCCGUUCAAGUCUCCGAAGCUGGCAAGGAGGAUGUCGACGCUGCUGUGCAGUAUGCCAAGGGUGCAUGGGAGGAGUGGUUCGCAAAGGAUGCCAGCGACCGAUCCGCUGCCCUCGUCAAGCUCGGCGAGCUGAUUGUGGCAAACACAGCCAAGUUCGCCGAGUUGGAGGCCAUUAGCAUGGGUACUCCUUCAGCUUUCUAUCACAUGCAAACCAGCAUUGCUUCCAAGCUUUUGAACUACUUCGCCGGUAUUGCUGGCGAUGUCCACGGUGACACCAGUUUGAUGUCCAAGGACCACCUCAACUUCACCCUCAAGCAGCCCUACGGAGUUGUCGCUGCUAUCAUCCCAUGGAACGUCCCUAUCUUGAUGGCCCUUAACAAGAUUGCCCCUGCCGUUGCCGCCGGUAACGCCAUUAUCAUGAAAUCCUCCGAAAAAGCCCCCCUUACCUCCAUCCUCCUCGCCCAACUCAUCAAGGAAACCGGCCUCUUCCCUCCCGGUGUCGUGCAAAUCCUCUCCGGCGCCCGGGAGAGUGGUGAAGCUCUCGCCAGCCACAUGGAGAUCCGCAAGAUCGCAUUCACGGGUAGCUGGCGCACCGGCCAGGCCGUCAAGUGCAUGGCUGCAAACAGUAACAUGAAGGCAUGCACAUUGGAGCUUGGCGGAAAGGCUCCUAUUAUUUUGUUUGAGGAUGGUAAUGUUGAGAAGGCUGCUCGUGAGUGUGCCAUCAGUAUUGCGUUCAACUCUGGUCAGACUUGUACCAGUGCCGCUAGGCUUUACGUUCAGGAGAGUGUCCUUGAGCCCUUUUUGGCUGUCUUCCGUCCUACAUUCGAGGGCUUCCUUACCAACCACGGUGACCCAUUGGACCCCAAGGUUACCCACGGCCCCCAGGCCGACAAGCUUCAAUACGAGAGUGUCUUGAGAUUCAUCGAGGCCGGAAAGAACUCCACCGCUCAGAUGCUUACUGGUGGUAAGCGCAAGGGUGACAAGGGGUACUUUAUUGAGCCUACCAUCUUCUUGAACCCUCCUGAUGACAACGAUGUUGUCACCAAGGAGAUCUUCGGACCCGUCAUUACCAUCUUUACCUUCAAGACCGAAGAAGAAGCCAUCACCCGCGCCAACGCCACAGAGUACGGCCUCUUCUCCUCUGUCUUCACACGCGACAUUUUCCGCGCCCUCCGCAUCGCCAAGAAGUACGAGAGCGGUACCGUGACCAUCAACUGCACCAGUCACUACCAAGCCGUCGACAUGGCGUUUGGUGGUGUCAAGGGAUCUGGUGACGGACGCGAAUAUGGACGAUGGGGAUUGGACAGCUGGCUUGAGAUCAAGUCUGUUUUGAUUGAUCUUACUGAGUAG
This is a messenger RNA of Talaromyces amestolkiae, 1464 nucleotides long. RefSeq lists its product as uncharacterized. Gene Ontology annotation, molecular function: aldehyde dehydrogenase (NAD+) activity. The record is from RefSeq and is a predicted model, not a curated record. Bases 1 to 1464 code for a protein of 487 amino acids. NCBI's taxonomy places the organism in Eukaryota, Fungi, Ascomycota, Eurotiomycetes, Eurotiales, Trichocomaceae. The transcript is spliced from 8 exons.